UGAUUUUUUUCACAAAAAUAUGAAAGGUGUGUUGUGCAUGUGUAUUCGCCAUUGUUACUAUCAUAUCCCUUAAUAAAGACUAGUACAAGCAGAAGUAUUCAAAAGUACCGUAACCUACAGUAAUUGCUAAUCAGAGCCCACCUAAACGCACUUUAAAGCUGCUCAGUUUAAUCGUUGGAAAACAUUACUGAACAAAAAGCAUCAUGAACACCAAAGAAAACAGCAUGAGGGUCAAGGAGAAAUUUGUAGAUAAGGUUUAAGAAAAGUUAGCUUUAAACAUUUUUUACAUAGUUUUGAAACGCUCAUACAGCCCUGCUCAACCUAUCAUCUAAAAAUGGAAAGCUACUUAGAUGUGGCUGUUCACUUGAGCCAAAAUGUCAGGAGAGGAGAGCACGUAAGAAGCAACCAAAAGGUAACUAUGGAGGUGCUGCAGAAAUCCACAUCUCAGUUGGAAUAAUAUGCUAAAUAACAGAAAAACAAAUCCAGACAAAAAACACACAUUAAAACACACAUAAAAUACGAAUAAAGCAAAUACAAGUAACAUGUCAGCUCAAGCCGGGUCAAAACCUAUUGAAGAAAGAUGCUUAAAAGACUUAGAAGUUGAGAGCGAAGAGGCCUGUCUAAUAGUCAAAGGGAAUACACUCCAAAGGAGUCACAAAGUCAAUUUGAUCUCCUCUAAGUUUCUGCCUAGUGUUUAGGACAGCUAAAAGCAGCUGAUUGGCUGUUCUAAGAGCUUGCAAAGGAAGAUAAGUCUGGUAUAAAUCAUAUAGGUAAGACCACAUAGAUAUUUAUAAGAUUUUUGAAAUUAACACUAGAAUGCUCAGACUCCUCAUGAAGUGGAUUGCAAUAUUUAAGAUAUUCAAGAAAGAAAAAUGAUCACAAAUAGACGGUGAAAACCAUCAGAAUCGCUAAAAAGCAGUUUAAAUCUGUAACUUUAACAAUGUUAAAGCAGAGCAGCAGCCAUAUUGGAUAGUGAACUCCGGACUGCUUGCUGACCUCCAAAUUUCCCAGUGAGAAUUCCAACCUCAACUGGCAUUCUUGAUAAGUUUCCAACAGAAACAUAAAAAAUUCAACUUCUGAGCACAGACAUGAUGCACCACAAGUGUUUCAUCUAUCACAGCGAUGCUGACAAACUUACAAUAAGAGAUCCUUUGCAAAGAAGAUGGGAAAUUUGUUUAAUGUCUGUAUACUUAUACUGCCUUGUUAAACUCUCCUGUAUUAAUUCUUUUGAGGUUCCCAUGCUUGCAGUGUGCUCGAAGCAGCCGUGAUUUUUGCUUAUACCCUCGAGCUAUAGCUCUGAAUGUAUCUGCGCCUUUUUGACAUCAAAGAACAACAGACUAUAAAGCCUGGGCUCAAACCCACAUGACCCCUUGUAUUCAGACCGUGCACCUGCAGAUUAGGCAGCGCAACAACUGCAUGUUGCAACGGCUCCCACGGUAUCGAAGUAAUCCCUGACGAAAAAUGAUUACUCUUUUCAAUGAUGUGUGUUUCUAAGCCUUCACUGAAAUCACCAGUUUUAUUGUUGUCAGUGAAUUCUCGCAAACGAAAGGAAUUUAAAUGCAACAACUCAUACUGAAGCACCGUAAUACCUAUCCCAUAUUCACUUCGUUUUCUAUUUUGCACGUGUCGCUUGGAGACCUUUUCCAACGGGCAACAAAGCAAAAGUCGCUCUUGCUUCAGAGAGAGAGAGAGAGAAAGAGAGAGCAUAUGCGCCCUCUUCGUCUUUCUUUCCCUCCUUCUCCUACUCCUCCCAGCGCUCAGCGCCUCCUUACAACUUGUUUAGUGAAAUGCAUGCGCUCGCAGUCUCCUCUCCGCAGUUGCAUGCUGCACCGCAGUUGGUAACUUUUAACCGCAAGGAUUUGAAUGAGGAUCGAGGCGCGCGCUACUUCAAUCCAUCCAGAAAAGUGAUUUAUUAAAGGACUUUUCCGCUGACUUGAUGAAUCACUUAGAAAGGUUCCCCUCACCAUGAGGGACUGUAAGUGAUUUUUGGAUAUUGAUUACAGGGUUGCCUUGCUGUUAAGAGUUCCAUAUAUUUUCUUCUGAGUUUCGGCGAUCAGCUAUUGGCGCAAUUACGCACGGAGAGGCGCAAUGGCACAUAUUCUGGACAGGCAUGCGCCCGUUUUGCUCUUGGUGUGGAGCUACUGCGUGCUGGCGGAUAUAACCUUUACGAACUUUACCUUGGACAAUGAGUUCCACUCAAGUUUUAUCCACCGCCGGCUGAAGAGCCAGGAGCGCAAGGAGAUGCAGCGGGAGAUCCUGUCGAUCUUGGGGCUGCCGCACCGGCCGCGGCCUCACCUCCAUGGGAAGCACAACGCUGCCCCGAUGUUCAUGCUGGACCUGUACAACGCCAUGUCCACGGAUGGGGACGAGACGAGAUACUCUUACCCUUACAAGCCCAUUUUCACGACACAAGGCCCACCGAUUGCCAGCCUGCAAGAUAACAACUUCUUGAAUGACGCUGACAUGGUCAUGAGCUUUGUGAAUUUAGUGGAACAUGACAAGGAAUUUCAACCUGUGCGGCGGCAUCAUCGAGAGUUCAGAUUCGAUCUGUCGCGAAUCCCAGAGGGUGAAGCCGUCACCGCUGCCGAGUUUCGUAUUUUCAAAGACUUCAUCCAUGAAAGCUACGAUAAUGAGACCUUCCGCAUCAGCGUCUACCAGGUGUUGGAGGAACAUUCUGACAAGGAAUCAGAUCUCUUUCUGCUAGAUUCCAGGGUGAUCUGGGCAGCAGAGGAGGGUUGGUUGGUAUUUGACAUUACAGCCACCAGUAACCACUGGGUGCUGAACCCCAGCAGAAACCUCGGUCUGCAGCUGGCACUGGAGACCGCAAACGGAGAGAGUAUCAAUCCUCGUGUGGCUGGGCUAAUUGGUCGCACUGGACCUCAGAGCAAACAGCCCUUCAUGGUGGCCUUCUUCAAAGCCACUGAAGUGCACCUGCGAAGCAUCCGCUCAGCUUCAGGAGGAGGCAAACAACGCAACCCCAACCGGUCCAAAGGAGCAAGGAGCCAAGAGGCUCUCAGAGUGGCAAAUGUUGCAGAAAACAGCAGCACUGAUCAGAAGCAGGCGUGCAAGAAGCAUGAGCUCUACGUCAGUUUCCGUGACUUAGGAUGGCAGGACUGGAUCAUUGCUCCUGAAGGAUAUGCUGCAUAUUACUGCGAGGGAGAGUGUGCCUUCCCACUGAACUCCUACAUGAACGCCACAAACCACGCCAUUGUACAAACACUUGUUCAUUUUGUUAAUCCUGAGUCGGUUCCCAAACCUUGCUGUGCACCGACACAGCUACAUGCCAUUUCUGUGCUCUACUUUGACGACAGCUCCAAUGUGAUCCUGAAGAAGUACCGCAACAUGGUAGUCAGAGCUUGUGGCUGUCAUUGAACCACCAGCAUCUUCACAGCGACGCAUGCAUACGCACAUGAUGAGAGGAGAAUUGACAGGGCGCUCAUUUAAAAUGCUGCAGGAUUGCAGAGUAGCUUGUGCAUUUCGUGUAGACACAUCAUUGUAAGGCCACACAUGAAUUUCACUCGGUUUAAAGGGGCAAUUCAACUCCCAAGUUUGUUUAAAAUAAAAAUAAACAUAUAAUUCCUGGCUGUGCUGUCAUUUUAAGCAGCAAAUGAGAAAGACCAUAAGUAGAAAAUGGAGCAAAUACUUACAAAACAAAUUCAACUUAAAAAUUGAGUAUGACCUCAGAGUGGAAGAUGUUCAUUCAGCUAUUUAUUUUUUUAAUAAACUAAAAAAAUAUGAAAUUACAAUCACUACUUAAAUAAUAGAUAAAAAGAUAUUAUUUGUUCUUUACUAAUUUUUACUGAUGAAAAUCAAUAUUAUUUAUCAAUUAACAAUCUUUUUAAGAAAUUUGCAGAUCACCUCUUCUCCUCACCUCCUUUUCUUUAGCUGUUUUAAUUUGAAACUUUUAAAAGCAGUAUAGUUGUCUGCUGUAUCACUCUACAGUUCUCUUCCGUAGGCCACAGAAAUCAAGCAGCAAACCGUCCUCCUUUGUGAUUCUCCAAACAAGAUAUAAUAUAGACAACAGAAAAGAGGGACAGAGGGCAAGUCCACUGAUUAGCUUUCCUUUCAAACCUUCACAAUUUAUUUGUUUUUUGUCUUUGCUUGCUGCCAAGAUGCUACAACUUACUAAGGUCUGCAAGGACUUGAUGCUACAGGUUCAUAUUUGAACAUGUGGAGGUACUUGUAUUAGAGUUGUAUCAUUUUUGUCUAAUUGUUGACAAAGCCAAGAGUUGUAAAACUGUAUCUUAAAAAUAAUUAAUCAAACCAUUUCACCUAACCUUUUCAGAUGAUCAGCUUUCUAUUUUAUUUAUAUCUGUGGUUUUUCUUUGUUUUUUUUUCUUUUUGUUCUUAUAAAACAGCUGAAUGAACAUUCUCAAAAAAACAUGAACUCGUUUUUUAAGUUUGAGGUUAGCAAGAAUAAAUUACUUACUUUAUUUUAAGGUGAACAUUUCCUUACAUGACCUCUACUGUGUGUACAAGACACAUAAAGCAUAGACUGUACUGUAUAAUAGUUUAUUCACCGUCAACCAUGUGUUAUCUUAACGAUUAUGAUAACCAUUGUAGUUUAUUUUGUUUACCAUAUAUAUGAAUAUGUGGCUGAUAGAGGAGGAUAGAGGAUUCUUUAUUUCCUCAAUGUACAAUACUGUGUAAAUAUUGUGGGGCUUUUUGGCCAAAAAACCCCACAAAAAAAGCAAAAAGCAAGUGUAUUUAUUUCCUGCAUUGCAAUUUGGAUUUGUUUAUUUUAUUUUCCUGUAUAAAAUGCUGUAUUAUUUUUGGACAUAAGCAUUGCCUCAUUUAUUAGGAACAUUUUUAGAAAUACAAAUAGCUGUUUCAAGCAUCUUUUUCUGUGUGCUCAACGUUUUCAGGUUUGCACUUCUCUGCUGUAAUACAAUCUGUUGUAUUUAAAAAUAAACUCCUAUUUAUUGAGAGCAGGCUAAGCUCUUCCAAA
This is a messenger RNA of Gambusia affinis (western mosquitofish), 4948 nucleotides long. RefSeq names its product bone morphogenetic protein 7b (gene bmp7b). NCBI's taxonomy places the organism in Eukaryota, Metazoa, Chordata, Actinopteri, Cyprinodontiformes, Poeciliidae. The transcript has 7 exons. Bases 2089 to 3372 code for a protein of 427 amino acids. The record is from RefSeq and is a predicted model, not a curated record. Gene Ontology annotation, biological process: SMAD protein signal transduction. Gene Ontology annotation, molecular function: growth factor activity; cytokine activity. Gene Ontology annotation, cellular component: extracellular region.